UAUUAAUUCUUCAGACUCGCAAAAGAAAGAAAAACCAAGUAGAGUGAAAAGAAAGAAAAGAAAUGGCUUCUUCAAUGAUUUCCUCUGCCGCAGUCGCCUCCGUAAGGAGCUCCGCUCCCGCUCAAGCUAGCAUGGUUGCACCAUUCAGUGGUUUGAAAUCCGUUUCUGCGUUCCCUGUUACACGCAAAUCAGCCGACAUCACCUCCAUCUCCAGCAACGGUGGAAGAGUUAACUGCAUGCAGGUAUGGCCACCAACUGGUUUGAAGAAGUUUGAGACCCUCUCAUACCUUCCCCCAUUGACCGUCGAGCAACUAUCAAAGGAAGUCGAUUACCUUCUCCGUAAUGGAUGGGUUCCCUGUUUGGAAUUCGACGCCAGAGGAUUCGUCUACAGAGAACAUGGUAACACCCCUGGUUACUACGAUGGUCGUUACUGGACAAUGUGGAAAUUGCCCAUGUUCGGUUGUACCGACGCUUCCCAGGUUGUCAAGGAGCUAGAGGAGGCCAAGGCUGCAUACCCAGACUCUUUCAUCAGAAUCAUCGGAUUCGACAACGUGCGUCAAGUACAAUGUGUUAGUUUCAUCGCAUACAAGCCCGAGAGCACUAGCUACUAAAAACCUGUGAUGCAUUAGGUGUCCUUUUUUUAUCAAUUUCUUCCCUGUUGGUUUGUACUUUUGGAGCUGGUCGCUAAUUAAUUGAAGUCGAACACCCUAACUGUACCGACUCUUCAUAAUACGAUACAGGCAACCAAUUAAUGAGCUCAAAAAUCACUUAUUAAGAGUGUAAGUUCUACAAUAAAUACUACUACAUAUUCUUGUAUGCUCA
This is a messenger RNA of Papaver somniferum (opium poppy), 822 nucleotides long. RefSeq names its product ribulose bisphosphate carboxylase small chain 1, chloroplastic-like. The transcript has 2 exons. The record is from RefSeq and is a predicted model, not a curated record. The coding region runs from base 63 to 611 and encodes 182 amino acids. Lineage: Eukaryota; Viridiplantae; Streptophyta; Magnoliopsida; Ranunculales; Papaveraceae.